Dermacentor albipictus is the source of this 2969-nucleotide messenger RNA. RefSeq names its product conserved oligomeric Golgi complex subunit 3 (gene Cog3). Gene Ontology annotation, cellular component: cis-Golgi network; membrane; COG complex. NCBI's taxonomy places the organism in Eukaryota, Metazoa, Arthropoda, Arachnida, Ixodida, Ixodidae. Gene Ontology annotation, biological process: Golgi organization; intra-Golgi vesicle-mediated transport; intracellular protein transport. The record is from RefSeq and is a predicted model, not a curated record.
AACCCAUCGCCACGCCCCCAUCUCUAACCGGAACCAUGGUUGCCGUGAUGCAUACAUGUGGCAACAUGGCAUCCGCGAUGCAUGUAAACAUGAAGGAAAUCAAGGAUAACUUAGAAAACUGGGAACACCCGUCUGAACCUCUGGCACCCAUCACCGAAAAACAAGCUGAAGGCAUAUCUCAGCUUAUGGCCCAUGUUACAGAGCGUCCUAUGCCCGUUGGUAUGCCACCGAAGUUGUCAGUGACGCCAGACCACAAACGCAAAGCAAUGCCACUUGUUCCAGAGCUGUCUGAGCUUCCGGAAUGCUUGCAAAAUGUUCUGAAAGGAGACGUAGUGAUCACAAAUGCACAACAGUUCCUGACGUGGUUCUCGGAGGUGGAAGAAAAAAUGAUGGAGGAGAGUGACUGGGAAUACACGAACUACAUCGACGUGGUGGCAUCGUACCAGGAAAAAUGUUGCGAACUGCUACGUGAGAUUGAUGCGUCGAUGGCGCAACUAAGGUUGCUGCAAGAGGAGUAUGAGUUUGUGUCCAACAAGACAAAUGCACUUCAUGAAGCCUGCGAGCACCUACUGGAUGAACAGUCAAAACUGAUGAACGCUGUUGAAACCAUUGCCGAAAAACUGCGGUACUUUACCGAAUUGGACUCAUUAUCUCAAAAAAUGGCAUCCCCGGAUAUUUCCGUCCUGAGUGAAACUUUCAUACCUAUGUUGACGAGACUGGAUGAGUGUAUCGGCUAUCUCGAAUCAAAUCCACAAUACAAAGAGGCAGGAACCUACUUGGUCAAGUUCAAGCACAUGCAGUGGCAAGCACUGGAGAUGAUUCGUUCGUAUGUGACAAGCACUCUGGAGCACACGACACAUCAAGUCUUGUCCCGCAAGGACCCGCUGUGCUCUACCGACAAUUCUUUUGCUCUCCUGUAUGGCAAGUUUAGGACUCACGCACCAAGAAUUCACUCUCUGGUAGGCCAGAUUGAAGAACGCGUGGAACGAAAUGCUGAGUAUCGAGAGCUGCUGGAUGCUUGCCAUACCUGCUAUUUUGGGCAGCGAGAGACCUUGCUCGGGCCUAGCGUGUCGACAGCCAUGAAAGAGCUUGCAGCUGCUCACCAGCGCGACCACUGUGCUCUAGUGAGAAGCGGGUGUGCCUUCUUGGUGCACCUUUGUGAGGACGAGCACCAGUUGUACAUGCAGUUCUUCACCAAGGCCUCUUCUCUCUUGGAUGACUUUCUGAGUCACCUCUGCGAGAGAUUGUAUGAUGUUUUUCGUCCAAUCAUCAUCCACAUAAAUCACCUGGAAACACUUGCAGAGCUCUGCAGUAUAUUGAAGGUUGAAAUGAUGGAGCAACACGUCGCUGCAAACCCGAACGAGCUGCGGGCGUUUUGCAAGAUCGCCCAGCAAAUGCUUGAAGAUGUACAGGAACGGUUGGUCUACCGGACAUUAGUCUACAUUCGCACGGAUAUCUUGGGCUACAACCCCGCUCCCGGCGAUUUGGCAUACCCGGAAAAGCUUGAGAUGAUGGAGAGCAUUGCAGAGAGUCUUACGCAGAACUCUUUGAGCCGGUCGAGUUCUCGGGGCUCCCUGGUGUCCAUCGGUUCAUCCGCCUCUGGAAGCUUGCCCCAUCUGCAAAGCAGCACCAACUCUGGCGAAAGGCCAAACGAGGUGGCCGUGCUCCAAGUGUCGUCAGCCCAACACAUCACCGAAACCAGUGGUUGCAGCACCACAAUGCACACAACCAUUUCAGCGCAGAACUCGGAUGCUGUGCCUUCCACGAGGCACAAAGGAUAUUCCCCUGCUGACCUGCAUGGAAUGUGGUACCCUACUGUUCGAAGGACGCUGGUGUGCCUUUCGAAGCUCUACCGCUGUGUUGAUAAAACCAUAUUCCAAGGGCUCAGCCAGGAAGUGCUUGCAGCAUGCAUCCAUUCCUUGUCCACUGCUGGGAAAGAAAUCUCAAAGAACAAGGCCACUUUAGAUGGAGAACUGUUCCAAAUAAAGCACUUGCUCAUCCUUCGAGAACAAAUUGCACCUUUUCAAAUAGACUUUGCCAUCAAGGAAACGUCCCUGGACUUCACAAGGAUUCGAGAUGCUGCACUUAGCCUGUACAGCAAAAAGUCUAGGCUCUUUUCGCUGGGAACAAAUAAUGCCUUGUUACAGUUUGUCCUUGAGGGAACGUUGUCUAUGAAGGAGAACCUGAUUGAUUCCAAGAAAGCAGUUGACAACCAGUUGAAAGCUCUUUGUGAGGAGUUUAUUGCCAACUCGGCUCGAAUGCUUGUUGGACCACUUCAAGAAUUCUUGGACAAGGCAAAUCUGAUUUUGCAGGUGAAACAACAGGAGCCAACACGAACUGUGUCUCUGCGAAACCAGCCAUUUGCAGCUCCUGACUCAGUUGGCGCGGUGGCGAGCAGCGCGUACCGUCACCUGAAGAGCAGCCUAACUGCACUUGGCCGGAGCAUGGCUCUCUACCUUGCCAACAAGGACACUGAGCAGAUCCUGUUCAAGCCCAUCAAAACAAGAGUUCUGGUAGCUUAUGAGAACUUCAACCAGAUAGUGAAAUCAAGUUACUCGGAAGAGGACCAACAAAUCAUCGCCUGUCCAUCUGUUGAACAAAUUAACGUUGUGUUAACAGCAUUCCAGACAAAGUGAAAUGAUUUUUGCAAGAAGCUGGCAUGAAGCUCUAGAAGCAUGGCUUUAUAUUGAAAGAUGCAAGUAUCAGUGCCACUCAGAGUGGCCAGCUGAUGUCAUCGAAGCAGGGCACUCUGUGAAUGCCCUCGUGCGCCUUCUCUUCCAGCAAUUGUGUUUUGUGUACACCUCAGGUGUCGGUGUGAAUGCUUCGAAUGUGUACAUAUGUGUAAAAAUGCUAAGUUAUUUGGAGAAGCAGUGGUAUGAAAGAGUGUGUGCUGUUUUUCUACAUUUUAUAGUGAGAGAGGAUUGUUAUUCUUUGAGGAAAGUAUUAAAGGGUUGUAAAGAAGCCUGUUA